UGGAAACCAUGGGUUAUUGCAGUGGCAGGUGCACGCUUAUCUUUAUCUGUGGCAUGCAACUGGUUUGUGUGCUGGAGAGGCAAAUAUUUGAUUUCCUUGGAUACCAGUGGGCACCUAUCCUGGCAAAUUUUGUCCAUAUUAUCAUCGUCAUUCUGGGUUUGUUUGGAACUAUUCAAUAUAGACCUCGCUACAUAACAGGAUAUGCUAUCUGGCUAGUCCUCUGGGUUACAUGGAAUGUGUUUGUUAUCUGCUUCUACUUGGAGGCUGGGGACCUCUCAAAGGUAAUUUGCUAUCUAAUUUAUUUCAGCUGUUAGUCCUGGAUUAGGAGCCUAUUCCUAAAACUAAGCUGUCUUUUUAUGAGCCCUCCUAUCUUUAGAUAGAUGAGUCUAACUCAAUGUCCACUUGCAGUAUUCUGUACUUUUGACCAAGGUAGUUCUUUACCUAAAGAUACACCAAGAUUUGUAGAUAUAUCACUGAUUAUACUUGUGAAGGAAAAUGAGAAUGACAUAUUUUUUAUCACCUUUAUUCAAUUUAGAUUUAAAUAAGUAUUUUGAGUAAAGACUUUGGCAAUGGUGUUGGGUUUUUUUUUUU
Molecule: messenger RNA, 591 nt
Organism: Sarcophilus harrisii (Tasmanian devil)
Lineage: Eukaryota; Metazoa; Chordata; Mammalia; Dasyuromorphia; Dasyuridae
Product: sodium/potassium-transporting ATPase subunit beta-1-interacting protein 2-like
Exons: 3
Coding region: 9-314 (101 amino acids)
Biological process (GO): regulation of sodium ion transport
Source: RefSeq, a predicted model, not a curated record